Messenger RNA from Carassius gibelio (silver crucian carp), 1306 nucleotides. RefSeq lists its product as uncharacterized. The transcript is spliced from 5 exons. NCBI's taxonomy places the organism in Eukaryota, Metazoa, Chordata, Actinopteri, Cypriniformes, Cyprinidae. Gene Ontology annotation, biological process: response to bacterium. Bases 410 to 1198 code for a protein of 262 amino acids. The record is from RefSeq and is a predicted model, not a curated record.
CACAGGAAGUUAAACUGAUUCUGACCACAUGCUACACAUUGUUUCAGCACCUGAUGCUCCAUCAACACUUCAUUAAGCACCUUACGUUCAGUCUUUAAAACCAUUGUGUUUCUGAUCUGUGGUCAUUUUUUUACGUUAAUGUAAAGUUAAGUUUGUUUCAGAAAUGGAGUAAAAAGGAGACAGAAUUGUCAAUUCAAGCAAAAAAUUGACAUGAAAGUGUGAUUUGCAGCGAACAGACACGACAAAUAAAGAGACUCCGUAAGUAACCGCUGCACAACUGCAGGAGGCCUAUUUCCUUUAAGUCAGGUCAAAUACUAGUUUAAAAAUGUUUACAUUUUCAAAAAUACAUUUUUGAAUCGAAAGUUUGUCAAAACUCAGAGAACAAACCAGGAAUGUAAAACGGUGUAAAAUGACUGAAUAUCAGUGCUGUGAUCACGAGCCCAGCUCUGACUUCCUCUUCUCUGUGUGCUUGAGGUUUCACUGUGUUUCCUCUCACAGUGAGAGAUGUCUGAAUGAUCACAGUAUAGAAGAUAUUCAUCUGGAUCACACGAUGAAGAUCAUCCAGCUUCAGAUCUGUCUGUGUCUCAUGUGGUCUCAAGUCACAGAGAGUUUAACAAACACAGCAGUAACUUUAGGAGCUGAUGUGAUUAUAAGCUGUGAUCUUGAUAUAGAGGAGAUUUACUGGUUCAGACAGAAAUCACCGGAUCCUCCAGAGUUGAUCUUACGCACUUUCAGUAGCAGAACUGAAGAAGCUAAAUAUGAAAACAGCAUCUUCAAACUCAAAUACUCAGUGAAAACUAACAGUAGUCUGUUCAUCAGAAAUAUCACCGCUGAUGAUUUAGGAGUUUAUUAUUGUGUGAAAUCUAGUGAACCACAAAAAUUCAGCAACGGCACCAAGAUCUACAUCAGCGAGUCACGUGACCCUCCACAACACCAGAAAUCAUGGAGAAAUCUGAUCAUCUUCUUCAUCAUCUCAUCUGUCCUGGUCACUGCUUCGGUCACCAUUGCAGUAAUAGGUUUGCUAAAGAGCUGCACAAACUCAAGCAGAGAAAGUCUCAUGAGAGACGUGAAAGAGCUGCAGGUUUCUGAAGCGGCUCUGCUGAAGCGUCUCAAUGGCAGCAGCUCUUGUCACACCGUCUGCAGCUUCUCUCUUCUACAGUCAGUAACAGAUGGAGGAGGAUCAGAACGGAUAGCAUGACCACAUGAUGUAGCCUUUGCUAAAAACUAAAAGUCAUAUGAUAAUAUUUAUACAAAUACUACAAGUAAAGCCAUAUGUUAUGCAUAAUGUCUAAGUUGAUACUUGUUC